UAUUGCGGCACCGCAGCAAUGAUUCUGGCGGAAUUAUCCGGAAAUGUGGCUGCGCGAUCCAUUGCGGGUGGAAGAAAAAAUCGAAAGUUUGCUGAUUUGAACAAGGUUGGAUCAUCUAAAAUUGGUGGAUUUAUAGCUUUGUUCUUAGGUCUACUCUUUUUAUCUGUAAGCUGGGACAGAAUCGAAUGUUUUCCUUUAUCUUCAGUGAAUGUUAGUAAGCUAGGAAGUUCUGUACUGGCCAGUGGGAAUUGUGUUAGGGUUUGGCCUAUGUUGCUCCCCUUCUUUUCCGGAUUUUUGGGAUGCUACGAAGGGAUUUCAAUGAACCCUGCAUCUAUAAGGGAAAUCGGGCAAAAACAGGUUCGAUUGAUAUCAUUGUUCUACACAACAGUUUUGCUUUUCAUACCUGCUGCUGUUAGUAUGGUUGUUUUUGAAGCAGACGGUGAGAAUGUAUCUUUAUCUAAUCUUGGUUGGCCAUUGGUUAAUACAGUUCUGUUUGGAGUGCUUUUGAGUGAGAACAGCGCAGAUGAGAAACCAAUGGCAUCAAAAGACUUUCAGAGAGAGUAUGAAGUCACUUAUGUGUGUACUCUUAUCUUGGAAUUGUUUUAUUUUCCAGAACUAUCACUCUGGGGAUUGUUGAUAUGUGGAUUCUUGAUCUGGAUAGCUGUUAGAAAUUUAGAUCCUGUUUAUUCUAAUUAUCUUGAGUUAGGUUUGCAAUCAUCUGAAUCAUUAGACAUUUCUGUUAUGAACCCCCUUCGCCACAUCUUGAGUGAAAGAAAGUCUAGAAAGAUUGCUCUUUUCCUCUUGAUCAACACAGCAUACAUGGUUGUGGAAUUCAUUGCAGGGUUUAUGAGUAAUAGUCUUGGUUUGAUAUCAGACGCUAGUCACAUGUUGUUUGACUGUGCUGCCCUUGCCAUUGGACUAUAUGCAUCUUACAUAUCCCGGUUGCCAGCUAAUGUCCAGUUUAACUAUGGUCGAGGGCGGUUUGAGGUACUCUCUGGAUAUGUCAAUGCUGUUUUCUUGGUACUAGUUGGAGCUUUGAUUGUUCUUGAAUCAUUUGAGAGGAUUUUAGACCCUCAGGAGAUUUCUACUAACAGUCUGUUGACUGUGUCUGUUGGCGGGCUUCUUGUUAACGUGGUCGGCUUGAUUUUCUUUCAUGAGGAACAUCAUCAUGCCCAUGGUGGGUCUGGAUCAUGUGCACAUUCCCAUUCCCACCAUCAUUCACAUGAUGAUAAGGAAGACCACAGCACUGUUGUCCAACACUGCCAUGAGCAAUCAUGCUCUAGCCACGAUAACCAUGAAAACUUUGACUUAGGGCAUGUUUCGAUCUUGGAUAAUGAUAGGGAAAGGAGAGGAACUGGUGCAUGUUCCCAUUCCCACCAUCAUUUGCAUGAUGAUAAGGAAGAACACAUCACCGUUCUCCAACACUGCCAUGAGCAAUCAUGUUCUAGCCAUGAUAACCAUGUAAACAUUGACUUGGGAAUUAGUCAGGUUCCAAAUGGACCCUUAAAGAGUGCAGAAAAAGAGAAGCCUCACCAUCAUGACCACCACCACCACAUUGACCAUAACAUGGAAGGCAUAUUUUUGCACGUGCUAGCGGACACGAUGGGGAGUGUGGGGGUGGUUAUUUCAACACUAUUGAUUAAAUACAAAGGGUGGCUUGUUGCGGACCCCGCCUGCUCGAUAUUUAUAUCAAUAUUGAUAGUUUCUUCAGUUAUCCCGCUGCUGAGAAACUCAGCAGAAAUUCUGCUGCAACGAGUUCCCAGAGGUCAUGAGGGUCACUUGAAGGAAGCUAUAGGCAAUGUUAGGAAGAUGGAAGGUGUGUGCGGCAUCCAGAGCCUGCAUGUUUGGAGCUUCACAAACACUGACAUUGUUGGCACUGUCCACCUUCACGUCUCAAAUGACACCGACAAGAUUGCUGCAAAGAAUAAAGCAUCAGAUUUGUUACACGAUGCUGGUAUAAAAGACUUGACCAUCGAGGUUGAAUGCAUCAAAG
This is a messenger RNA of Cuscuta epithymum, 1993 nucleotides long. The record is from the annotation of a GenBank genome assembly. NCBI's taxonomy places the organism in Eukaryota, Viridiplantae, Streptophyta, Magnoliopsida, Solanales, Convolvulaceae.